AUGGCUAGCGAUCUUGAACGGAUUGUCCAGCUGCUGGAUGCCACCCUCGACCCGACCAAGCACAGAAAAGCCGAGACCGCACUUAAGAUUGAAGAGAAGAAGCCCAGGUUCUCUCUUCUACUUCUCCAGAUCGUACACGCCGAGCAGCUACCCGUCAACACCCGACUGGCCGCGUCGCUGUGCUUCAAGAACUUCAUCCGCUUCAACUACGUGGAUGCCAGCGGCAACUACAAACUCCCCGCCGAUGAGGUCUCGACCAUCAAACAAGAGCUCAUUGGGCUCAUGAUUGCCUGCCCGCCAACGAUUCAGACACAGCUCGGAGAUGCCAUAAGUUUGAUAGCAGACUCGGAUUUCUGGGAGAGGUGGGACACACUCGUUCAGGACCUCGUUUCGCGAUUGUCGCCCGAUGAUGCCAAGGUGAACAACGGAGUGUUGGAAGUCGCACAUUCGAUCUUCCAGCGGUGGCGGCCCCUGUACCGGUCUGAUGAUCUCUUCAUGGAGAUCAACCAUGUUCUCAACACAUUCGCGACACCGUUUCUCAGCCUCCUGAAUGCCACUGACCAACAAAUCACCGCGAACGCCAACAACAAGGAUGCCUUGAAACCGUACUUCGACACCCUGAGCCUGCUUGUCAAGGUUUUCUACGAUCUUUCGUGUCAAGACAUGCCGCCGCAAUUUGAGAACAACCUGGAGCAGAUCUCGACUCUACUCCACAAAUACUUGACCUACGAGAACCCAAUACUAGCAACAGACGAUGAAUCGGAAGCCGGUGUGCUAGAGAACGUCAAGGCCGACAUUUGCGAGGCCCUGGAACUCUACACGAGCAAGUACGAUGACGAUUUCGGACGAUAUACGCAGGUUUUCAUCACUAGUGCCUGGAACCUACUGUCAUCAAUCGGACCCGAGACAAAAUACGACAACCUCGUGAGCAAAGCUCUUCACUUCCUGACCGCCAUCGCAAGCGUUGAGCGCCAUGCACAGAAUUUCAACGACGAAAAUGUGCUCAACUCGGUCGUGGAGAAGGUUAUUCUGCCAAACGUUGCUCUGAGAGAGACGGACAUCGAACUGUUUGAGGACGAGCCUAUUGAAUUCAUCCGAAGAGACUUGGAGGGCUCGGACACCGACUCGAGACGGAGAGCAGCCACAGACUUCUUGAGAACGUUACAAGAGAAGUUCGAGCAGCUUGUCACCAACGUUGCUGGCAAGUACAUCAACCACUACUUGGAGCAAGGCAAGGGCAACUGGAAAGACAAGGACACAGCCAUAUCCCUCUUUUUGUCAAUAGCGGCGAAGGGAGCUGUCACCGCUGGCCAGGGAGUGAAGACGGUGAACUCACUCGUAAAUGUAGUUGACUUCUUCCAACAGCACAUCGCCAGCGAUUUGAUCACAGACAACGGAGUCGAACCAAUUUCCAAAGUCGAUGCCAUCAAAUACUUGUACACCUUCCGAAGUCAAUUAACGAAGGAGCAAUGGCAGGCUGCCUUCCAGCCCCUCAUCCAAAAUAUGGGAUCCUCCAAUUACGUCGUAUACACCUAUGCUGCGAUCGCAGUCGAGAGAGUUCUGUAUCUCACUGACGAUCAAGGCAACCACGUAUUUUCCCGGCCCGAUAUCGAACCAUUUGCGAAAGACCUUCUGGAGCACUUAUUCAAGCUUGUGGAGAAGGAGCAGGCGCCUGCGAAGAUGCAAGAGAAUGAGUUCUUGAUGCGGUGCAUCAUGCGAGUGCUCAUCGUAAUGAAAGAGGGUGUUAUGCCUUUCGCAGACCUGGUGCUAGAUCACCUGGUCAAGAUCACGAAUGUCAUCAAGGAGAACCCAAGCAAUCCCAGAUUUUAUUACUAUCACUUCGAGGCCCUGGGUGCCCUGGUAAGGUUGCACUAUACUUGGGUCACCCAACCUUUGCCACACAAAAUUGCGUCGAAUGUCGCGUCAUCCGGUGCAAGCACUAAAUUGGAAGAACGGUUGUGGGAGCCAUUCAACCAGAUCCUCACGGAGGAAGUCAACGAAUUCAUCCCAUAUGUCUUCCAGCUCUUUUCUGCACUGCUCGAAUCAAAUCCGGCCUCCGCCCUUCCGAACCACUACAAGAGUCUUAUCACCCCCUUGCUUCAGCACACACUGUGGGAAACAAGAGGUAAUGUCCCUGGUUGUACAAGGUUGCUGGCGGCAAUCGUUCCUCGAGCGUCCCAAGAUAUCGUGGCCGCCAACCAAGUCGAACCGAUUCUCGGCAUCUUUCAGAAACUAUUGGUCGGCAAGAAAACGGAGCAAAACGCAUUCGAUGUUCUGGAGUCCGUGGUGAUCUCCAUUCCGAAGACGAGCCUUGAAAAGUUCUUCACGACGAUCUUGCAACUCGUUUUGAACAAGCUGGACCACAACCCUGCUGAAUCGUACAAGAAACGUCUUGUACGAUUCUACCAUCUCAUAUCUGCAAAUGUUGAUAUCGGCCUUGGUGCGGAUUUCUUCGUUGCUCAGAUGGACAAGGUACGAGAGGAAAUGAAGGUCCAGGCAGACAUAUUUGUGCCCCUGUACUUGAAAACGGUUCUGCCCGUUUCUCCCCUGUUUGCCAGUCCCGUCGACCGUAAGCUAGCCGUGGUCUCUCUGACCAAGUCAUUGGCCGAGACCCAGGCCUUUGGACAGCGAUACCAGAAAGGUUGGCGCUUCACUUGCGAGACCCUGCUUACGAUGCUCACCAACGCGCCGAAAGCAACCGGGGGCACGGGCGACGAGAUCAUCCGGGAGGCCGAUGUAGACGAUAUCGGUUUUGGCUUAGGUUUCACAGCACUCAACACCUGCAAGAAACCACCACGCGACGAUUUUCCCGAGGUGCAGGAUGUUCCGCAAUGGGUGCGGCAAUACUUAACGCAGGCGAAUGCGGCCAGGGGUGGCGUAAUCGCAAGUUACGUGGAUCGCCUGUCUGAUGAAGGAAAACAGGCAUUCGCGAUGUACAUGGGUUAA
This is a messenger RNA of Pseudomassariella vexata, 2946 nucleotides long. RefSeq names its product Cse1-domain-containing protein. The transcript has 8 exons. The record is from RefSeq and is a predicted model, not a curated record. Gene Ontology annotation, biological process: protein import into nucleus; protein export from nucleus. Bases 1 to 2946 code for a protein of 981 amino acids. Gene Ontology annotation, molecular function: small GTPase binding; nuclear export signal receptor activity. NCBI's taxonomy places the organism in Eukaryota, Fungi, Ascomycota, Sordariomycetes, Amphisphaeriales, Pseudomassariaceae. Gene Ontology annotation, cellular component: nuclear envelope; cytosol.